Geodia barretti is the source of this 242-nucleotide messenger RNA. NCBI's taxonomy places the organism in Eukaryota, Metazoa, Porifera, Demospongiae, Tetractinellida, Geodiidae. The record is from the annotation of a GenBank genome assembly.
UUACCAUUUUACAGAUUUCAUGUAUAUGGAAGACAGGAAAAAUGGACAGGAAAAAUUAGAUGAUUUGUCAAGUUAGCAAAAAAACGCGCAGUUUACAUAAGCUUUGCUCAAAUAUUUUCUUUGGAAAUUAUUUUGUCUUUGUAUUUGGUAUGAAUAUUUGCGCAGUCACUUGUUGCAUUUCCUACUGCUCUGCUCUAAUGGAAACACGAUGUAACCAAAAAACCAUCAGUUUUGCAAGUUGA